Leptosia nina is the source of this 1332-nucleotide messenger RNA. Lineage: Eukaryota; Metazoa; Arthropoda; Insecta; Lepidoptera; Pieridae. The record is from the annotation of a GenBank genome assembly.
AUGGCUUCAUUUCUUAAUAAAGUUGGUUAUUUAUCUAAACUGUUGCCUAGACAGGAAUGUCUUAAUCACAGAAGGAGAUAUGGUUUGAAGAGUCCACUAUGUUAUGAUAUUGCAGUAAUUGGGGGAGGCAUAGUGGGAUCAGCCUCAGCAAGGGAAUUGGCUUUAAGACACCCCACUUUGAAGAUUGCUCUAUUGGAAAAAGAAAACUGUUUUGCAUUUCAUCAAAGUGGGAACAAUAGUGGAGUAAUUCAUGCAGGUAUUUAUUAUAAGCCAGGCUCUUUGAAAGCAAAGCUUUGUGUUGAAGGCCUCAAUCUUUCAUAUAAGUAUUUAGAUAAAAAAGGAAUUAAAUACUCAAAAUGUGGGAAACUUAUUGUGGCUACAAAUAGGGCAGAGGUUCCUCGUCUUCUUGACCUUUAUGAUAGGGGACUCCAAAAUGGCGUGAAAGAUAUUCAAUUAUUGGAUGCAAAAGAAAUCAAAGAAGCAGAACCAAAUGUUAAUGGCAUUCAAGCUGUAUGGUCUCCCCACACUGGCAUUGUUGAUUGGGGUGAAGUGACACGAUCCUAUGUAAAGGAUUUUGAACAGUGUGGUGGAAAGAGCUAUUUGACGUUUGAUGUAACAAGUUUUAUUGAGGGUGACAAUUCGGAAUACCCUGUUGUAAUAAGUGACAAGAAGGAAAACACUAUCCAGGCAAAAUAUGUCCUCACUUGCUGUGGUUUACAUUCAGACACAGUGGCAGUACUGACAGGUUGUCCUGAAGAACCAAAAAUCAUCCCUUUUAGAGGGGAAUACCUAUAUCUUUCACCCCAGAAAAGUACCCUUGCCAAAGCAAACAUUUAUCCUGUACCUGAUCCAAGAUUCCCAUUUCUUGGAGUACAUCUCACACCUAGAAUAGAUGGCCGAGUAAUUGUUGGUCCUAAUGCCAUUUUAGCAUUUAGUAAGGAGGGCUAUAGGUGGGGUAAUGUCAGUGUAAAAGAGCUAAGGGAAAUAUUGGCGUUUUCUGGCUUCCAAAAAAUGGCUUUGAAAUAUGCUGGAUUUGGAUUGAAAGAGAUGAGUCGAUCUAUAUUUAUACCUCUUCAAGUUAAGCAGAUACAAAAAUAUAUUCAAAAUAUAACAAGUAAUGAUGUAGAGAGGGGGCCUGCUGGAGUAAGAGCACAAGCUAUGGGGAAAGAUGGUACCCUAAUAGAGGACUUUGUAUUUGAUUCAAAGCCUGGUUCAGGAGCCAUAGGCAGUAGAGUACUCCACUGCAGGAAUGCACCAUCUCCAGGGGCUACUUCAUCCCUGGCUAUUGCAAAAAUGAUAGCGGACAAAAUGAAAGAUGAGUUCAGAUUUUAA